AUGAUUGCGUUUAGCGUAGUACCUACACUUUUACAGCCAGUCCUCAAGGCUCAUUACUUCUUUGAUGUAUUGAAGCCACUCUCGGGAUGCUACUUAAAGAUCCAUUCAGAAAUACCGCACCAUCCAUCCAUAAUGAAAGGCUCAAAGUUGAGGCAGAGUCGACUACCUCGUUGUCUCAUAUCACAACAUAAUCGAAACUUCGUGCGCGGGAAAAAGUCACAAAGAGCCUGCAGCCCGAGCCAGGCGAUGCCUAGACACCGGGACCACAUGAGGUGCGCAUAUUCAUCUAUAUCUCCCUUCUUUGUAACAGUCGUGACCGACUUGAUCCAAUCCGCAAUCUCCGUAUCGGGUGCUGGGUACGCCCCGGAAACUCAUCGGAUGGCUUUUCCUCCAUGA
Blumeria graminis f. sp. triticale is the source of this 396-nucleotide messenger RNA. NCBI's taxonomy places the organism in Eukaryota, Fungi, Ascomycota, Leotiomycetes, Helotiales, Erysiphaceae. The record is from the annotation of a GenBank genome assembly.